Rosa rugosa (rugosa rose) is the source of this 366-nucleotide messenger RNA. RefSeq names its product selenocysteine Se-methyltransferase-like. NCBI's taxonomy places the organism in Eukaryota, Viridiplantae, Streptophyta, Magnoliopsida, Rosales, Rosaceae. Gene Ontology annotation, molecular function: S-adenosylmethionine-homocysteine S-methyltransferase activity. The transcript has 3 exons. Gene Ontology annotation, biological process: S-methylmethionine cycle. The annotation marks the transcript as partial. The record is from RefSeq and is a predicted model, not a curated record.
CAUGGAACAAGAAAAUGUGGUAAUUACGGCGAUGCAGUGACUCUAGAAACAUUGAAAGAUUUCCAUAGGGAAAGGGUUCUGAUUCUAGCCAACUCUGGUGCUGAUCUAAUUGCAUUUGAGACAACACCAAAUAAGCUAGAGGCAAAGGCAUAUGCUGAACUUCUUGAGGAAGAAGCAAUAGAUAUUCCAGCAUGGUUUACUUUUGCUUCUAAAGAUGGAAUUAAUGUGGUGAGUGGUGAUUCCAUCUUUGAGUGUGCCUCUAUUGCUAAUGCAUGCAAGCAAGUUGUUGCUGUUGGAAUCAACUGCACACCACCUAGAUUUAUCCAGGGGUUGAUUUCAUAUGUAACUUAGCGAUCUUUGGUCAAU